This is a messenger RNA of Hippoglossus stenolepis (Pacific halibut), 2464 nucleotides long. Its product is annotated as 6-phosphofructo-2-kinase/fructose-2,6-bisphosphatase 4. The coding region runs from base 152 to 1663 and encodes 503 amino acids. Gene Ontology annotation, molecular function: ATP binding; fructose-2,6-bisphosphate 2-phosphatase activity; 6-phosphofructo-2-kinase activity. The transcript has 14 exons. Lineage: Eukaryota; Metazoa; Chordata; Actinopteri; Pleuronectiformes; Pleuronectidae. Gene Ontology annotation, cellular component: cytosol. Gene Ontology annotation, biological process: fructose metabolic process; fructose 2,6-bisphosphate metabolic process. The record is from RefSeq and is a predicted model, not a curated record.
ACAUGAGGCUGCGUGUUGCGCUCGCGCUGCGGUCAUUACGGUAGACCGUUGUGUGGCCAGACCGGAGCACGUGACUCCUGUUGGGGCAGAGAAGCGCCGGGCAGACUGUCUUCCCGCAUCCAUCCCGCAUCCAUCCCGCACAGCAGCGCGGAUGAAACGCAGGUCACCUUCAGGGCAGCACCACGGGAAAAGGCUCCGUGUUCCCGGCGCGGCCGCCUCCAGCUCUCCGGCCGACGGGAUGGAGGACAAAUCGCCGUCCACCCCGCGGGAACUCACGCAGAACCCGCUGAAGAAGAUCUGGAUGCCGUAUAAAAAUGGCCUUCCAGAAAAACACAUUUCUCAGAGGAAGGUUUGUAUGACCAACUGUCCCACCCUGAUUGUGACAGUGGGCCUUCCUGCCAGGGGGAAGACCUACAUCUCCAAGAAACUGACCCGCUACCUGAACUGGAUCGGUGUUCCCACCAGAGAGUUCAAUGUCGGCCAGUACAGGAGAGAUUUUGUGAAGAUCUACAAAUCCUUUGAGUUCUUCCGUCCUGACAACGAGGAGGGCUUAAAGAUCAGGCGACAAUGUGCUUCGGCAGCGCUGAAUGAUGUCCGACAGUACCUCACAGAAGAAGGAGGCCAAGUUGCAGUGUUUGAUGCAACAAACACCACCAGAGAGAGAAGAGAGACCAUCAUCCAGUUUGCAGAGCAGAAUGGAUUUAAGGUGUUCUUCGUAGAGUCUGUGUGUGAAGACCCAGAUGUCAUACAGGAGAACAUUGUGCAAGUGAAGCUGGAAAGCCCCGACUACACCAACUGUAACACAGAGGAGGCCGUGGAGGAUUUCAUGAAGAGGAUCAAGUGUUAUGAAAACUCCUACGAGACACUGGAUGAAGUUCUGGACAGGGAUCUCUCCUACAUUAAAAUCAUGGAUGUGGGUCAGCGCUAUCUGGUGAACCGGGUGUUGGACCACAUCCAGAGCCGGAUUGUCUACUACCUCAUGAACAUCCACAUCACGCCGCGCUCCAUCUACCUGUGCCGCCACGGCGAGAGCGAGCUCAAUGUCAAGGGACGCAUCGGAGGAGACUCUGGCCUCACUACUGGAGGCAAGGAGUUUGCUAAGAAGCUGAACCAGUUCAUCCAGGCGCAGGGCAUCAGCGACCUGAAGGUGUGGACCAGUCAGAUGAAGAGAACCAUCCAGACAGCGGAGGCUCUCUGUGUGCCAUACGAACAGUGGAAGGUCUUGAACGAAAUCGAUGCAGGAGUGUGUGAGGAGAUGAUGUACGAGGAGAUCCAGGGGAACUAUCCUCUGGAGUUUGCCCUGAGGGACCAGGACAAAUAUCGCUAUCGGUACCCGAAAGGAGAGUCCUAUGAGGACCUGGUGCAGCGGUUGGAGCCGGUCAUCAUGGAGCUGGAGAGGCAGGAGAACGUGCUGGUCGUCUGUCACCAGGCCGUCAUGCGUUGCUUAUUGGCCUAUUUCCUGGACAAGACUGCAGAGGAACUGCCGUACCUGAAGUGCCCGUUGCACACUGUGCUGAAGUUAACACCAGUGGCCUACGGCUGUAAAGUGGAGUCCAUCAGCUUAAACGUGGAAGCGGUCAACACACACAGAGAAAGACCAGAGAAUGUGAACCUCCAUCGAACGGCCGAGGACGCCCUGCAGACUGUCCCUCCUCACCUCUGACACCCGGCUGCUGCUGCUGCUGCUAAUGGACCAUGAAGUUGUGUGGUCUCUCUCUAUCCCCGGUCUUUUGUGUUUCUUUGGUUCACCUUGCCAAUCUGCACAACCUGUUCACAGUGGGGACUGUCUGGUGAUGGGCCUCCUCCUCCCUCAGCACCUCUGCCUCACACACAUGCACUUCUGUGUAAUACCUGUCACUUUUAAUAUCUAAAGGAACCUGGGAGCAGAACGAGAGCUUGGGCCUCAGAGUUUAUAUUUAAAAAACCACAUGUUGUGGCUCUCAGUGUAUUUGGUCCAAACCACUGUGUUGCACAGAGGGUCUCAUUGUGUUGAAGUUGAUGAUGAAGCUGACUGCAGUAUAUAUUUUUAAGUAUCAACCACGUGGUUUAAUUGAGUGAUCGUUUAACUUCCUGCUACAUGUUUGCCGUGUUGCUGUGUUUUGCCAUCAUGGUUCCACGUGAAGGAGUCUACAGUGAUGAUGGGUAUGAGGAUGAGCCUGCUCACUGUUUGUGAUGUAAUGGAUGGACUGGCUCAUUAUUUUCUAUGGUGAAAACAUUCAAUUUCAAUUUUAAAUGAAGGGGUAAUAUAAAUAUAUCUUUAUCUUUAGCUGUGUGGUCUACAGCAAAUAUAUGAUCUCACGUGAGGCCGAUGUUAUAUGUAAAUGAUUCCGCAGUCCGCACCUUCAAUGAUAGCAAAACAUGCCUCUUUUGCAUCUCAACACUCAAAGUAUUGGAAAUGCAAAACUGUAACAUGAGCUCAAAGCUGUUGAUAAUAAAGAAGUGUUAUUUUUAUACACCAACCUGU